This is a messenger RNA of Manis javanica (Malayan pangolin), 1293 nucleotides long. RefSeq names its product ribosomal protein L26 like 1 (gene RPL26L1). The record is from RefSeq and is a predicted model, not a curated record. Gene Ontology annotation, molecular function: RNA binding; structural constituent of ribosome. Gene Ontology annotation, biological process: translation. Gene Ontology annotation, cellular component: large ribosomal subunit; ribosome. NCBI's taxonomy places the organism in Eukaryota, Metazoa, Chordata, Mammalia, Pholidota, Manidae.
AACUCCCACGUGCCUCGGGGCUACCCGCCUCAUCAGAGAAUUUAAUGCGUGGCCCGCAACCAUGCAUUCUUCCCCAGCCUUCCUCCCUCAGUCAGCCUCACGGCCCCAGUGCCGCCCUCUCCCCACGACCCUCUGGUCAGGCAUGCGCCCCACGGUCACCAUGAAGUUAAACCCCUUCGUGACUUCGGACCGCAGCAAAAACCACAAACGCCACUUUAAUGCCCCCUCGCACGUGCGCAGGAAGAUCAUGUCCCCGCUCUCCAAGGAGCUGCGGCAGAAGUAUAACGUCCGCUCCAUGCCCAUCCUCAAGGAUGAUGAGGUCCAGGUGGUUCGAGGACACUACAAAGGUCAGCAAAUUGGCAAGGUAGUCCAGGUGUACAGAAAGAAGUAUGUCAUCUACAUCGAGCGGGUGCAGCGUGAAACAGCUAACAGCACAACUGUCCACGUGGGCAUUCACCCGAGCAAGGCUCUGUCUUCAAGCAGGAGGAUUCCAGGCAGUCCAGGCUUCACUUCCCUACUACGUGGUAUCCAGAGGGAGAAAGAACAUCUCUUCCUGUGACCUUCACACUCUCCUCAUGGAAUAUGCUGUUCUUCCUUUGCACUCCAGUUUUAUACCCUGUGUUGUAAGGUCUCUCCUCAGUUUCAGAUCCUUUAGGGCAGAAUAGUUGAGAUCUUAAUUAUCCAUAUGAUCUCUGUAUUACCCAAUAGCAGGUGGGAAUGCAGAUGUUUUUUAAACAGUGCAUUUUGCCAGCCAAGUGAAUGAUAGACAAACCAGAAACAUGUUGGUAGUAUCAUUUUUCCCAGCCCAAAUGGCAUUUCAUAUCACUAUAAACCAUCUAAAUUGUCCUAGAUCCUCAGGAGGUAAGGGAGUUGGGUGCCAGAAGAAGUGAUCCAAGCUCUGGUUGUCAGGGGAAGCUCUGCUGUACAAAAUAAUUGUGGUUGUAAAUUCUUUCUACUUAAAAAAAAUGAGGUGUUUGUUUUCUCACUCCUAACAGGUGGUUAUCACCAGGCUAAAGCUGGAUAAAGAUUGGAAAAAAUUUCUUGAACACAAAGCCAAAUCUCGACAAGUUGGUAAAGAGAAAGGCAAAUAUAAGGAAGAACUUAUUGAGAAAAUGCAGGAAUGAAUAAAAACUAUUGUGGAACUGUGGUUUAACUGUAGAUUUUUAGCGUGGUGUGUAUCUCCUUGAAACUUCGAAAUGUGUCUGGAACAUUUUGUUCUUGCUAUGUGGUUCUGUAAAUCUGCUCUUGCUGUUUUAGUAAUUUUAUGAAUAAAAAUUAUAAAUGUUUUCCUUA